CGACUUUUCGCAUCCCUCAUCCCAGAUAGCCAUCAAGUUCUCCAUCUACCAAAACGCUCAAAUAAUCUCUGUCCAGCAUCAACAAGACAAGAAUGGCUGAGAAUAUUCCUCCCAAUCUUCCACCCCCCUCGCUGAUGGCGAGGAAAUUCAUGGCGUGGGACGGGACCGUACCGCCUUUGGUCAAAGAAGAGGACCGCCCCUUUCGAGAGAAAUGGUUCUUCUUCUACGGCCCCCUGGCGAAUCCGGAGAUCCUAAUUGGGAUUCUCAACCGCUCGGAAAAGCCGGAACUCCCCCAUGCCAUUGUCUUUGGCCACGAGAUCUUAUAUUGGGGAGACUUACCGGCGGCUAUUCAAAAGGGGGCAGAGAACCCUAUUGAUGGAGUAGUUUGCAAGAUUGAAUCACAGGAAGAACUCAACCGGCUGGAAGCUUAUAUGACUAAAAUGUUCCGAGUUGACGGCUGUAUGGCAUGGCGGGAUGACCACUCGGAGGUUCCGGGGUUCGUGUUCAUUUGGGAUGCCGACAUGUCGCUUCUGAGCGAAACUCCUAGGAAUGUUUGAUUGUUUGAUUGAAGGUAGGCCGUCGGGACUUAGAGGCUUGAUGGCCCGAGUUAUUGUAUUUCCGACUUUAGAAUGCCCUCCCCACGGUAUCACCUACGUCUAAGAAGACGAAACAUCAUCCAGACUGGUCCUGGACUCCUGAUAAAUACUGCACAACCUGGAGAUAGCCGGAAAACCCCAUUCUAAAAAAGACGAACAAUAAACUAUAAAAUUUCAUCGUCUUUACUAAUAUC
Aspergillus campestris IBT 28561 is the source of this 790-nucleotide messenger RNA. RefSeq names its product gamma-glutamylcyclotransferase family protein. The record is from RefSeq and is a predicted model, not a curated record. NCBI's taxonomy places the organism in Eukaryota, Fungi, Ascomycota, Eurotiomycetes, Eurotiales, Aspergillaceae. The coding region runs from base 93 to 557 and encodes 154 amino acids. The transcript is spliced from 2 exons.